Molecule: messenger RNA, 2134 nt
Organism: Electrophorus electricus (electric eel)
Lineage: Eukaryota; Metazoa; Chordata; Actinopteri; Gymnotiformes; Gymnotidae
Gene: tnfrsfa
Product: tumor necrosis factor receptor superfamily, member a
Biological process (GO): positive regulation of apoptotic process; TRAIL-activated apoptotic signaling pathway
Cellular component (GO): plasma membrane; cell surface
Molecular function (GO): protein binding
Source: RefSeq, a predicted model, not a curated record
UCUCCAAAGUUUUGGAUUACUUUGGCGCAGGGCGAGUUGCGGGUGGGGGUCUCUGAAGGUCUCCGAGCUGUACCUCCAUCCGUAAAAUGACGAGAACCGGCUAGUGGAAGCUUGGCCGACCUUGGAUGUAUGAAGCUGGUGAGCAACAGCGAUUGUGUUCGUAGUUCGUGGAGAAGAUUUGGGAAUGUUGGGAAGUUCGCCGUACCGGAGCAGGACUGCCCGAGACGCAAUGAAGCGCACGGUUUUUGUUCUGUUGGUGGUAACUGUGGUAGGCGGGGGCUCAGUUGAGCUGGUAAACCCCAGGCCCAGGGAGUCCCAGAACCGAACAGCCGGGCAGAUGGUGUGCAGGGAGGAUGAGGAGUACUCCCACAACGGCUUCUGCUGCAAGAACUGCGAAGCUGGCACCUACGUGAGUGGGAAGUGCAGUGCAGACCAGCAGAAAGGCACAUGCCAACCGUGUGAGCACGGGACGUACGCUGAGCACCCCACCGGCAUGGAGCAAUGUCUGCAGUGCAGCCAGUGCCACCUGGACCAGGUAAGGACGGCUGCAUGCACCAGUGUGAAGAACACACAGUGUGAGUGCAAACCGGGUUUCUUCUGCCGGCCCAAUGAGCCCUGUGAGGUGUGCACGAGGUGCUCCAGGUGUAGGGGGGAUGAAGUAGAGGCGCAGGCGUGCACGCCCACCUCCAACACCAAGUGCAGGAAACACUCGACAUUGGCCUCUGAGCCCACAGAGAAGACAGUGGCCUCGCCCACACACCUGCCCACACCAGAAAACGGCUCUACAUGGAUUAUAGUGCCUGUUGUGCUUCUGUCAGUGCUGGUGGUCAUUGCUGUGGGGGUCCUACUCUGGAAACAGAAGAAGUGUCUGUGUGAGACAGAAGCAAGCCCAGUCGCACCGGAUGACGAGGUCAAGAUUCCUAUUGAUGGAGUCUGCGUUUCGUCAGCGGAGGAGCAGGAAAACAGCCGCAACGCGGGACUGGAGGCGGUGGAGGAGCUCCGCCCCGAGUCCCGCCCCCUGCUGCAGGAGACUCAGGGCAAAAGCAUGCCCGUGGAAGACGAAGACCGGGGGCUGGGCGACAGCUUGCCCAACACCACCAGCUCCUCCCAGACCAGCCUGUCUGCACUGCCGGUCAUGGUGCCCCCUAUGGUGGAAUCUCCACCACAAAGCCCCCCUACCCAGAGGCAGGCAUGUACCGGCUUGCAAGACCCGGAACCGUGGGCCAAGGACGAUGGCCCUCCCAGACGACUGGUCCCUUUACAAGGCGAGGAGGUCUCGCUGAGCAAGAGCUUCGACCUGUUCGACGUCCUGGAUGUGCGUGUGCACAACAAGUUCUUCCGCAGCAUCGGCGUGUCCGACAAUGCCAUCCGGCAGGCGGAGGCGCUCCAUGCCGCCGACAAAGUGUACGAGCUGCUGCGGGGAUGGAUGCAGCACAAAGGCCUGCGCGCCAGCAUCAACGACCUGCUGGAUGCACUGCUGCAGCUCGACCAGCGCUGGUCCGCCGAGCAGAUCGCCUCCAAGGCCGUGGAGCGUGGCUACUAUAAGUACGAGUGACCGUGGGCCCCGCCCCAGCCCCCGCCCACCACCCCGCCCCAUUCAUCGUCGGAGCACAUCUCAAAUGGACUCGUCAAGAGCGGACUGUAAGGCAGAGGAUGGGUGGGAGGGGUUGAAUUGGGAGGGGCUAUGGUCGGUCAAGGUUUGCCCCCCUGCCCUGCCCUGCCCCGCCCCACCCCACCCCCCGUGUUUGACCUGUCGGCCAGAUGUGGACCGAGGUCCCCGUAGCCGGGACGGUCAGCGUGGAAGCCCACACAGGACCUGGUGAAGUCCAUCGCUGGCUAACGGGAGACCGCCUUUACCAGUGCGGCCUUUCCCAAGAUGCACUGGUUCCAGGUUUUUGAAACUACGGGUUAGUCCAAAGCCUGCAGAGAGAUUUCAGCAUGACUCUGGUCAUGCGUGAAGUGAAAACACAAGAUGGUGUCUCUCUGGCAUUGUCUCUUUCCUUUGUUUUUGACUAAAUUUUCCCUUUUUUUCUGGUUGAUUUAGAGAUGAAACCAUGGACACUACAUGCAAGGAUCUCUGUGUGGGUUUGUUUUUUACAAGGAAAUGGGGAGUAAAGAGGAAAUAAAAAAUAAA